AUGGCUGUGGCUCAUCUGCUCUGCAUCCGCACGCCUGACCUCACAGAGAACGUGGCAGCAUACGUGCACAGCUGUCAGACGUAUGAAGGCGGCAUUGGAGGGGAGCCUGGCGCAGAGGCGCAUGGGGGCUACACCUUCUGUGGGCUCGCGGCAGUGCUGUUGGCAGGCGCUGACUCGUGGCAGCAUCUCGACCUGCACCUGCUCCUGGACUGGCUGGUGUUUAGACAAGGCAGCAUGGAGGGGGGAUUUCAGGGGCGGAGCAACAAGCUGGUGGAUGCCUGCUACAGCCUCUGGCAGGGGGGGCUCUUCCCACUCCUCGCCCUCUGCUCAUCCUCCUGCCUCCCCACUGGCGAUGCCAGCUCAGUGCAACAGCCGAGCAAUGUGAGCUCGGUGCCGCGUUCGGAGGGUGCAGGAGGGGAUCGGCAAGCCGGGCCGGCACCGGCAGGCAGCAGCGAGGAGAGAGGGGUUGCUGGUGACUCGAGGGAGGCUGCUGGUGGGUCUGGUGGUGUUGCUGGUGAUUCGAGAGAUGCUGGUGCUGGUGGGUCUGGCGGGGAUGAAGAGCAUUCCAGUGAAAGAGGUGGUGGUGGUGGUGGUGGUGGUGGUGGUGGUGGUGGUGGUGGUGGUGGUGGUGGUGGUGGUGGUGGUGGUGGUGGUGGUGGUGGUGAGAGAGGAAGAGAGCGGGCGGAGGAUGCGGAGGCGGAUGAGGAGGAGGAAGAUGAGGAGGAUGAGUGGGAGGAAGCAGAUGUGGAGGCAUUUCACCGUGUUCCCUUGGCGGCCACUGCACGUGGAGGGCGUGACUGGGUUGGAAGCUUCUGUUACAACGACGUGGCACUACAGGCAUACCUGUUGCUGUGCUGCCAGGUGCCAGAGGGGGGACUGAGGGACAAGCCAGGCAAGGCGAGGGACUACUACCACACCUGCUACGCCCUCAGUGGUCUCACAGCAGCCCAGCACUCCCAUCCACUCACGUUCCCCGUGCACACCCGUAAUACCCAGCAAGUUGCGGCUAGUGCGGCACAGGGAGUGGGGGGUAGUGUGUUAGGGCCUGUUUCGAAUCUGCUGGCAGUGGCAGAGCCUCGCUAUUUCUUGCGCCAAGUGAUCUCCACCCGCGGGCUAACUUCCGCGCAAGCGCCCCCAUCAAUGGGCGAAAAGCGCAAGGCGGAGGGGGAAACGGAGGCGGAACACAAGAAGUCAAAAGCGACAGCAGCGGGGGAAGAAGGCUCCGCGGGCGCAGGGGGGGCAACGGGAGGGGGAGGCGAGGCCAUGGGGGGUUCCUCAGGGUUUAAGGUUUUGAAAGAGGGUGCAGCGGAGAUUUUAGUACAGGGUAACGACGUGUUCUAUAACAAGGCGCAGGUAGUUAAUCGCGACCUGUCCGUUUGCGUGCUUCGCGCGUUCGUCGCGGUUCGGCGGGAGGAGGUGAAUCAGCGCGCCGCGGCCGCGGCUGCGGGGGUGAAGGGACGCGCGCUCCUGAAACACCCCAAUGCGGACCUUGCGGCAAAAUCUGCGGCGGCUGCUGCGGCGAAGCUUAGAGGCGGGGAGAAAGGGGGAGACGCGGAAAAAGAUGCGGCGGCUGAAGCGGGGGAGGGGCAGCAGCAGCAGGCGAAGGUGGCUGAAGUGAAGCCUUUGAGAAUCCUAGAGGGACUGGCAGCAUCAGGGCUACGUUCAAUCCGGUAUGCGAAGGAGGUCCUGGGGGUGGGCGCGGUGGUGGCGCUGGACAACGACCCCGUGGCCGUGCAGGCAUGCCAACGCAACGUGGCACACAACUUUGGUGGUAAACCACCACCCGCCACCGCCACCACCGCUACUGAUGCUGCUCCACCACCACCCGCCACUGCUGGUGGUGCUGCUGUGGCUGAGGGGGAGGGAGGGGAGGGCAAGGAGGAGGGGAAGGGACGGGAGGGUGAGCCGGCGAGUGAGGGGGGGAAGGUUGAAGGGGAGGGAGCGGUACCAGUGAGAGCGGAGCAAGGCGACGCACGUGUGUACAUGAUACUGCAUGAGAAGGAGUUUGAUGCGGUGGAUCUGGACCCGUACGGGACGCCGUCGGUCUUCCUGGAUGGGGCAGUGCAGGCAGUGGCGGAUGGGGGCAUGCUGCUGGUGACGGCCACUGACAUGGCUGUGCUGUGUGGCAACAAUGCCGAGGUCUGCUACUCCAAGUACGGGGCCUAUCCACACCGUGCCAAGUACUGCCACGAGAUGGCGAUCCGCAUACUGCUCGCCUCCAUCGAGAGUGCGGCGAACCGCUUCAAGCGGCACAUAGUGCCGGUGCUCUCCGUGUCUGUUGACUUCUACAUCCGUGUCUUCGUGCGCGUCUUCACGUCAGCGCAGGCAGUGAAGGCGACACCCAGCAAGCUGGCAUACGUCUUCCAGUGCUCCGGCUGUGACUCCUACCACCUGCAGCCCGUGGGACGGGUUGUUGAGGGGCGUGCCAAGAAACCAGACGCCCCCCCUCCUCCCCCCCGGUACCUACCUGGCCUAGGCCCGGUGAUCCCUCCUGCCUGCGAGCACUGCGGGCGGCAUCUGAGCAUCGGAGGGCCCAUGUGGUCUGCACCGAUCCAUGAUGCUAACUGGGUUCGGCUGGUUCUGAGGGAGGUGCAAGCUGGGAAGGGCAGGCUGGCUGGGUUUGGCAAGGUGCACGGGCUGCUGACUGCCGUGUCUGAGGAGCUGCAUGACAUCCCUCUCUACAUCGACCUGCAUGAGAUCAGCGCCACACUCAAGUGCACGCCGCCCAGCAUGCUGCUCUUCCGCUCCGCGCUAGUCAACGCGGGGCACCGCGUGUCAGGGGCGCACUCCAACCCCCUCGGCAUCAAGACUGACGCCCCACUGGGUCUUAUCUGGGAUGUCAUGCGCUGCUGGAUCCGAGACCAUCCGGUGAAGUCCCAAGGGGAGGGCAGCCCAGCUGACACAAUCCUAGCCAAGCCACCCAUGACUGAGGUCAACUUUGCAAAAGCGCCCAAGGCUUUGAGCAAAGCGCAGCAGAAGGGAGUGGCACGAUUCGUGCCCAACCCAGAGGCAUACUGGGGGCCCAAGCCGCGUGCGGGGAGGAAGGAUGCCAAUGCCAUGGCUGUGCUGGCACGGGAAGAAGGCGCGGAGGGGAAGGAGCAAGGGGGACAGGCAGAUGGGAAAGGGGAUGAGACGGCUGAAUGA
Closterium sp. Yama58-4 is the source of this 3144-nucleotide messenger RNA. The record is from the annotation of a GenBank genome assembly. NCBI's taxonomy places the organism in Eukaryota, Viridiplantae, Streptophyta, Zygnematophyceae, Desmidiales, Closteriaceae.